GAAACCGAAAGCUGUUGUCUGUCUGUUGUAUUUUAUAUAAAGUUCAGUCACUGGUUCAGUGUUACUCUAUCAUGCCUACUGUCACGUGGGCCGCGUUCUACGUAACAAUAACAAUCGCUUUACUAACACAUGUUCGUUCGGAUAAAUUAGAAAAAGUUGACACGGUCGCAAGUCUCUACGAAGAGGGCACAUUGGCUUAUUUGGAAGAAAGAUAUCCCGCUUGUGUGGAGAAACUAGAACAUGCGUUGAAAAAAUACAAUUCUCAUAGGAAAAAUACGGAGAACUGCAGGUUGACAUGCAAGUACGACGUCGAAGGCUUGGAACCACUAUUUCCGGUGGACAUCGAAGACUUGAGAUUUCACGAGAAGAAUAUCAAAAACACUCUGUGCCUUAUCAAUUGCAAAAUCAGCACUAACGGGAAUAAUGACAAUAUCGAUUGGGAUACGCAGAAAAUUUUUGAACAGAAGAAACCGUAUGAAUAUCUUCAUCUCUGCUAUUUUAAGGUGAACGAUAAACAAAGGGCCGCAUCGGCGGCUUUCACGUUUCUGGUUUCAAAUCCUGACAAUAAAAUCAUGUCUGACGUAUUACAACAGUAUGCAGCGCUCCCUGAGGUCGAAAUGAAAGACGUAGUCAACUUUGAGGCGAAAGAUUACGUUUAUUUAUACGUAUAUGGAGUUGAUGCGUACCAAAAGAAAGAAUGGGUCACUGCAAUAAAUAACAUGGAGGAGAGCCUGGUAUCCUAUUUGCACGCAGAAGACGAAUGCAGGGCCCAAUGUGAAGGACCAUUUGAUCCUGGAUGGUAUCCUGAUUUUGUACCAGCCAUGGCAAAUCAUUUUACAUACGUCUUAAGAUGUAAACAGAGAUGCAAAAGGCGACUAGGGUCUUUAAAUGGAGAAAUGUAUGACGAUCUAUUGGCUAGUCACUAUCACUAUCUUCAGUAUGCUUAUUUUAAGAAAGGAAAUCUAAAUGCUGCCUGUCAAGCAGUUGCCAGUUACCUCUUGUUCCUUCCCGAAGAUGAAACCAUGUUGGCAAAUAUGAGAUAUUAUCAAGCUUUACCGAAAGUCCAAGAUGAUUUCUUUACUCCAAGAGAUGAAGCAAUUCGAUAUGCACAAAGGGAAACGUACGAGAAAAGAAUACUCCAGUACAUUAAAAAUGAAUUCCAUUUUAAUGAGCAAGCAAAUAAGAUGAAAGAAACCAAGGUGGACACUGCUUCUGACAAUGAUUCCACUGCGAAUGACAUUGACACCGAUGUAUCUGUAUGACGCUUUUAUCUUCUGGGUCAGUUUUUUGUGAAUAUCGAUAUUUGGUUGCACUUGACUUCUGCCUAUUAACUAUUUUUUUUGUAAUACUCUCAUGUGCCAUGUAAUUUUCUUUGAUUGGAUCUUUUAAUAAAACAUUUUAACAAGA
This is a messenger RNA of Ceutorhynchus assimilis (cabbage seed weevil), 1407 nucleotides long. Lineage: Eukaryota; Metazoa; Arthropoda; Insecta; Coleoptera; Curculionidae. The record is from the annotation of a GenBank genome assembly.